This is a messenger RNA of Plasmodium falciparum 3D7, 6483 nucleotides long. RefSeq names its product putative myosin F (gene MyoF). Gene Ontology annotation, molecular function: cytoskeletal motor activity; ATP binding. NCBI's taxonomy places the organism in Eukaryota, Apicomplexa, Aconoidasida, Haemosporida, Plasmodiidae. The record is from RefSeq and is a predicted model, not a curated record. Gene Ontology annotation, cellular component: myosin complex.
AUGGAAGGUGCAAAUAAAUGUGUCAUAGGAACAAAGAUAUUUAUCAGAGACAAAAAUAAAGUUUGGGCUAGUGCUGAAAUUAUAAAUGAAGAUGAAGAUAACAUUAUAGUAAAAACUGAAGAUGAUGAUAUAAUAAAAUUAAAAGAAACGGAUGAAUUUUAUCUUCGAAAUUUAGACUUAUUUGAUUCGAGUGGUUUGUCUGCUCCUUCAGAUUUAACAAAAUUGACACACUUGCAUGAGGCAUCCAUAUUACAUAGUUUGAAUCUUCGUUUUGAUAUCGAUGAAAUAUAUACAUUUACAGGUCCAAUAUUAAUCGCUGUGAAUCCUUUUAAAAUAAUAAAAGAUUUAUAUUCUGAUAACAUGCUUGCUAAACAUGUUCAACCUAUAAAAUCUAAAAGUCCCCACAUUUUCGCUACUUCAAAUAGUGCUUAUUUAGGUAUGUGUAAUAAUAACAAAUCACAAACAAUAUUAAUUAGUGGUGAAUCAGGUGCUGGGAAAACAGAAUCAACAAAAUAUGUUAUGAAAUUUUUAGCAUGUGCAGGUUCGGAUAUAAAAAAAAGAUCUUUAAUAGAAUCGCAGGUAUUAGAAAGCAAUCCUCUUUUAGAAGCAUUUGGUAAUGCUCGAACAUUAAGAAAUAAUAAUUCUAGUCGUUUUGGUAAAUAUAUAGAAUUACAAUUUUCUGUUGAUCAUAAAAAUUAUAUCAAAGGUAAAUUAUGUGGUGCAAAGAUAUUAACGUAUUUAUUAGAGAAGGUUCGGGUGUGUGAUCAACAAGAAGGUGAAAGGAAUUAUCAUAUUUUUUACCAACUUUGUAAAGCUGUAAAAGAGGCAAACAUUGUGGAUAAUUCAAUUAUGAGUAAUAAUGAAAAUGAUGACGUCGAAAAUUAUGUAAAUUAUAAAUGUGAUGAAGAUAAAAAUAAGGAUCAUAUAGAAAAUAACAUUUGUGAGGAACCCACACAAAAAAAGAAAAAGUGGUAUCAUUUUCCUAGUACAUCAAAAUUUAGAAAUCUGGAAAAUGUAGAACCCAUGAAAAUAGAUUUUACAGAUUUUAAAGAACAUGUACAUUUUAGAUAUUUAACAAAAUCGAGUGUAUAUGAAUUAAAUGAAGUGAACGAAUUAGAAGAAUUCGAAUCUACUGUACAUGCUAUGCAAACUAUUGGUAUCAGUAAUACAGAACAAUAUCAGAUAUUUAAAAUAUUAGAAGGAAUAUUAUAUAUAGGAAAUAUUUUAUUUAAUAAUGAUGAGACUAAAGAGGAAGCUACUAUAUUAGAAGUAUCUAAUGAUGAUUUAAGAAAGGCUGCAUAUUUUUUAGAUAUUGAUGAAAAUGAUUUAAUAAAUUCAUUAUGUUAUAAAACCAUAGUGGCGAAUAACGAACAUUACAAAAAACCUGUUAAUUCAAAUGUGGCUAAUGAUAUAAGAGAUGCUUUAUCAAGAGCUAUAUAUGGAUGUUUAUUUUUAAAAGUGGUUGAAAGAACAAAUGAAUCUAUAGGAUAUAUAAAAGAUAUAAAUUUAUUUUGUGGUGUAUUAGAUAUCUUUGGAUUUGAAUCAUUCCCGGUAAAUUCUUUUGAGCAAUUAUGUAUAAAUUAUACGAAUGAAUGUUUACAACAAUUUUUUAAUAACUUCAUUUUUAAAUGUGAGGAGAAAUUAUAUAUGGAAGAAGGGAUUCGAUGGGAUCCAUUAGAUUUCCCAGAUAAUAAAGAUUGUAUAGAUAUAUUAGAAUCUAAACCUUAUGGUGUAUUUUGUAUGUUAGAUGAAGAAUGUUAUAUACCAUCAGGUAGGGAUAAAAGUUUUUGUAGUAAAAUUAUAAGUAAGCAUACAUCGAGUAGUAAUAAUAAUCAGUCUAAUAAAAGAUUUAAAUCAAUUAAAACUGAUUCUAGUAGUUUUAUUAUUGUACAUUUUGCUGGGCAAGUUGUGUAUAAUUCUACUGGUUUUCUUGAAAAAAAUAAGGAUCAGUUAUCUUUAGAUGCACAGAAAUUGUUGUUACAUAGUAAGAAUACAUAUGUAUCCCAUUUAUUCGAAACUUAUUUAAGAAGGAAUACAGAUAAAAGGAAAUUUGUUACUGUUUCUAGUGAAUUUAAAGAACAACUUAAUUUAUUAAUGACAAGAAUAAAAGAAACAGAACCACAUUUUAUUAGAUGUAUAAAACCAAAUGCUCAAAACGUGCCAGAUGUAUUUGAUAGAAUAUCCGUAAAUGAACAAUUAAAAUAUGGAGGUGUUCUACAGGCCAUAAAAGUAAGUCGUGCAGGUUACCCGGUAAGAUUGUCGCAUGCAGAAUGUGUACAAGAUUAUAAAAUUCUUUUAAAUAAAGAAGAUAGACAUAAAUUAGAAAUGUAUAACAAGGAUAACAAAUCUUGGUCUUAUAAGGCCAAUUUUAUACUCUCCAGUUUAUAUGUAACUAAAGAAAUACAAGAAUAUAUAAAUAAUCUAAAGUUGUUGAAGGAUAAAAAAAAAGAAGAGGAAAAUAAAUUUUUUGGAAAGCUUUCCUCAAAGAAAAACAAAAAAAUGCAAGAUACAACCACAACAAUGAAUGAGGUAUCUAAUAAUGUACAAAUUAAUAAUAAGGACGAAACGAACAAUAAUAAUAAUAAUAUGAAAGAUAUUGUAUAUGAUCCCGUUUGUGGUGAUGCUAAUGAAGAAGAGGAAAAAAACAAUUUAUUCAUAUGGUCUGUAGGAAAAAAUUUGUGUUUUUUCAAAAGUGAUGCAUAUAACAUUUUGUCUACCUUAAGAAGUGAUCUUCGAAGUUUAAAAGCCAUUGUUAUUCAGAAAAAUUAUAAGACAUAUACACAAAAGAAAUUAUACGAAUUAAUGAAAAGAAAAAUUAUCAUUAUACAACGAUGGUUUAGAAAUCGAUUAAAUAUUAUAAGAAAAGAGAAAUUAAAAAGACAAGAAGCUGAAAAGUUGAUUUGUUCUUAUAUUUAUACAUAUAUAAUUAGAAAGAGAUUUUUACAUAAAAGAAAUUGCUGUAUCCUUAUACAGUCACAUAUAAGAAGAUAUUUAAUGGUAAGAUUUUAUAAAACAUAUAGACAAAAUUAUUAUGCAAGUAAAAUACAAGCAACGUGGAAGGCUUACAAAGAACAUUUAUUUUAUAAAAAAUUAUUGAAAUCUACUAAAAAAAUACAAUUAAAAUGGAAGAGUAUAUUAGCUAGAAAACAAUUGAGAAGAUUAAAAAUGGAAUCUAAGGAAGUGGGUUCUUUAUUAUCAAGAAAUCAAGUAUUAAUGAAAGAAUUAAAAAAAGAAAAAAACGAAAAAAUAGAAAUAGAAAGUAAACUAUUAAAAGCGUCUGCUAAAAUAGAUAAGUUGAUUAAAAAAAUUGAUAAUUUAGAAAAAGAUAAUAAAAAUAAUGAAAAAGUAAUAAAGGAUUUGUUAGAGAAGGUUUCUUUAUUAUCAUAUAAACAAUCGAAUGAGUGUAUUUCACCGAGGCAUGUAUCUAAAAAAAAUGAAAAUAUAAAACAGAAGAAAAAUAAUAAAGAACUUAAUAAGGAUAUAAUUAUGUCUUUAAAGAGGGAAGAUACAGAACAUGUGGAUAGUAUGGAAAUUAUGAGUAUCCAAGGUAAUAAUACGCAUGAUGAUCCAAAUAAUGUGCGUAAUUGCUAUAGCACAGACACCAACCUAACGAACUAUUUAAAUAAUAACAAGAGCAACAAUAAUAAGGAUCAUAAUAAUGAUCAUAAUAAUAAUAAUAAUGAUGAUGGUGAUGGUGAGGAUAUUUAUAUGGAUAACAAUUUAACUUUUACACAAGAAAAAAUAGGAGACCUAAAAAUUAGGAAUACAAUAAGAAAUGAAAAGAAUGAAGAAAAAUAUAAUUUAUUAAAUAAAAUAAAAAAAUUAGAAAUUCAAAAUAAAGAAUAUAUAAAACAAAAUGUAACAUUAAACGAUAAAUAUAAUAAAUUAGUAAGUUUAUUGGGACAGAUCAAAGAUACAAAUAAUAAUGUAUAUAAUGAUGUUUUAAUUAAUAAUAUUAAUAAUUAUCAUAGUAAUGGCAUGUCGAAUAAGUUGUUACUCAAUAAUUAUAAUAAUUACCACAAUAAUAAUAAUAAUAAUAAUAAUUUUUUUAAGAAUUUAACGAAUUUGUCUAGCUGUAAUAGUAAUUCUUUAAUAGAACCCAAAAUAGAAAAUAAUAUAAAUUAUGAUAAUAAGAGUUCUUUUAAAAAGAAUGAUGGAAUAGUGGAUAUUCUUGUAUGUGGACCAAGGAAUGUAGGGAAGACCAGUUUGUUAGAAGAUUUAUUUGUACGUUUAGGUGAUGAAGAUAAUUUAGGUUUAUUAAGAAAAAAUAAGAAACUUGUAAAUAAUGAUUUAAGUUGUUAUAAUUAUUAUAAUACAUAUAUUAUAACACAUAAAUGUUCCCAAAUAAAAAUUGUAGAUUGUGGAUAUUCAUCCAAUAAAAAUGUAGAAGAAUCAUUAUUUAAUUAUAUAAAAAAUUCAAUAUGUAUAAUUGUAGUAUUUGAUGCUACAAAUAAGGAAUCCAUAAAUCCAGCAGUACAUUUAUUACAAGAAGCAUCAUUAAUUAAUGUAAAGAAGACAACUAAGUUAUAUUUAUUUGAGAAUAUAUUUAAUGAAAAAAUUAAUUUAAAUUUUAAUAAAAAUGAUGUAUCAUAUGCUGUGCGUGUAUCUAAAGCAUGUAAUGCAUCAUAUGUAAAAGCAUUAGAUAUAUAUGAUAUAGUAAAUAAUUAUGCUAAUAAAAUAACUUUACAUUCUAAUUAUUUCUUGGAUAAUACUCAUAAUAAUUGUAAUUACAAUAAUAAUUAUAAUUAUAAUUAUAAUCAUGUUACCUCUGUACCUCCUAAUCAACACAGUGAACAUAAUAAUAAUAAUUAUUAUCAUAAUAAUAAGGAAAAAGAUAACGAUAACGAUAAAGAUAAAGAUAUAUAUGUUAAAGGAUUGGCACACUUAAAUCAUAUGAACAAAUCCAAAAGGAAUACGCACAGUUAUAUGUCUUCAUAUCAUGAGGAAUCUUUAAAAGAUAGCGACGACGCCGCAUUAUCCUCCUUCGGAAAUAAAUCAAAUGAUUUAAUAAAAUCGAAACGAGGAGACAUAGGCAAAAAUAAAUAUAAUAAUAAUAACAAAAAUAAUAAUAGUAGUAAUAAUAAUAAUAAUAAUAUCUAUUCAGUUGUAAAUACAUUAAAAGCGAUAUGUGGCAUUCAAAAUAGCAAUAAGAAGAAUCAACAAAUACAAUUGUUGAGGGAAUCCAUGCCUUUGAAUAAUUAUAUAUAUGGUAAUAAAAAAUAUAAUUCAGAUCUAGGAAAAGGUUUACAACCGGUUUAUGAAAUAACGCUUAAAGGAAAUAUACCUAUAACAUAUUUGUGUAUGGGUCAAGAUAAUAUAAAUAAGAAUUAUACACUAUUAUCUGUAGGAUGUAAGGAUGGUGUUAUAUAUAUAUAUAAGUGUUUUAGGACUAGUUUGGAGUUAAAAAAUGAUUAUUUUUAUUAUUAUAACGACGAUAGUAGUAUGUACAACAUGAAUAAUAAUAUGGACAAGAAUGUCAAUAACGUGUAUAAUAAUAUGGACAAAAAUAUGAACAGCAAUACCACCCUGAAUAUACAAAAUAAUGAUAAUAAUAAUAAUAAUAAUAAUAAUAUUGUAGGAUGUGAUGAUAAUGUAAAGAAAAGCAGUAGCAUUAUGUCAUUAAAGAAUGAUAGUAAUAAAACAUAUGAUGAAAGUAGCACAUGUACAAAAUUAUUAUCCAAAUUAUCAGGUCAUAAAAAGGCAAUAACAUGUUUAGUAUUUUCUUUCUCAGAAGAUAAAAUUAUUUCAUCAUCAAUAGAUAGAACUAUAAAAAUAUGGGAAGUGUCAACAGGUUUUUUAUUAAAAGUAUUUUCUGAUUCAUCAGCAACAUUAUCUGUAUUAUUAUUUCCAACGAAUCUAGAUAUUUUUUUAUGUUCAAAUUGUACAUCCUUAUUACGAAUAGUAAAUUUAAAUAGUGGUCAAGUAUAUCAGAAAAUUAAAGUAGAGAGUGAAAUAAGAGCCCUCGAAAUGGAUGACACAUGUUUAAAUAUUUUUGCUGGUUCAAAAAAUGGAACUAUAUAUGUAUUAGAAGUUAUAUAUAAUGAAAGAGUAGAAAUAAAAUUUCGUUUCCUUUUUUCCUUAUCACCAAUUACAUGUAUAAAAUUUAUACCAAGACAUUCUGUUAAAACAUCACCAGCAAUCAUUGUAAAUUCAUGUGAUAAUCAUAUAGGUAUUAUAGAAUGUGUAUAUGGGAACAAAGGAAUAUUAACAACAUUAUAUGUUAAGCAUAGAAUACGAAUAAAUCAUGCCUUACUUCCCAUAAGAAAUUGUUAUUCCAGGUUUGGUGGCGGAUGGGUCAUGUCAGGUUCAGAGGAUGGCAACAUAUAUAUUUGUUCCUUGUUACCUCAAUCGAAUUAUAAGUUGAUAUUUUUAAAGCACCACAAGGCACCAGUAAUGGCUGUUGUUGUUAAUAAUAUUGAUACUCUAAUGGUUUCAGGAGAUUCCAAAGGAAACAUAGUUUUCUGGCGCAGGUCUUUUGUAUAA